AUGUCCGCGCCCAGCCGUUUCCAUGCACCGAACCGCCUAAAAAACACAUUGUUUGUCCGGCCAUUGAUGGGGCCUUUGAUGGGGCCGUUGAUGGGGCCUUUGACGCCCAUAGUCGCCCUGACCAUCAGCACAUCCCUGGCUUCGAGAUUGGACGAUGAGACCGACGUCGCCCUGUUGCAACUGAGCGUAUCGAUGGGUGAAAGCCGUGAGAUGCGAGCCUUCGUAGAGUCCGUCGGCGCCGGCCAUAUGCCUUCCAUUGAUUUCAGGGCAGGACUGGUUGCUGCGAGCAUGAGUUUCUCAGCAAUAGUUAUAUUUUUCCUCGCGUUUUGGUUAUCGCGCGCAAGAAUUCAGAGGAGCGGGUCAACAUCGGCCGGCUCUGCCUCGCCAGUCUCGACAGCUUCCGAAUGCCAAGUCCUCCCUGACUUUGUCGAUCUUUGGGCAGCAGAGACGCCAGAAAAGAUGGCCUUCAUUUUCUGCGAUGGCAAGGGGCAAGAGGUGGACAGCCGCAGUUAUCGCAUGCUGAAGCAGAAGAGCCGGGGUGUUGCAGAAGCGAUCCAGGACUGGGGGGCAGCCACCGGUGACCGCGUUUUGCUGGUUUAUGAGUCAGGGCUGGACUUUGUUGAUGCAUUCCUUGGAUGUUUGGAGACAGGCGUUGUGGCGGUUCCGGUCUAUCCACCAGUGCCUGGCCAAGUUGGCGAAGUCGAGCGUUUCGCCAACAUUCAAAGGGACUGCGGAGCCAAGCUUGCCCUCACCAGCUCGAUGUAUUACUGGUCCAGCUCUACCAUGAUUCGGGAGGCUUGGCCUGACGUCACAUGGAAGGUGACCAGCAAUCUGCGUAGCUUGGACUGCACCUCUCGAAGGCAGUUGGAUCCGUCGAGCCUGGCAUUUCUUCAGUAUACAUCGGGUUCGACUGGGCACCCCAAAGGCGUCAUGAUCACACACGCGAACUUGGUUGCGAACUGCCGGCUUCCCAACGACCACGUUCCGGAGGCUUCUCCUGACUUCCCCCGCUUCAGCUCUGAGUCCGUGCACGUGCUGUGGCUGCCUCAGUACCACGAUUUGGGCCUCGUUGGUGGCAUUUUGACCUCUAUCGUGUGGAACUCCUUGGAUGUCAGAUUCUCCCCCGUGGACUUCAUCAGGGAUCCACUGCUGUGGCCGCAUCUGAUGAGCCGCUACCGUUGCACGGUGACGGCUGGCCCGCAUUUUGCCUACGAGCUCGUGGCGAGACGAUUGGAAGCGGCAAAGGAGCCGCCAAAGAUUGAUCUUUCAAGCUUGGCUGCUGCUUUUGAUUGCGCUGAGCCCGUGAACGUGGGCACAAGAGAUGCGAUGCUCCAAACCUGGAAGAGCUUCGGUUUACGUGAUGCAGCCUGGAAUGCAGCGUAUGGUCUGGCAGAGCAUGUUGUGAAAGUAUCUCGUGGUGGUAGCGAGGGCCCGGAUGGCAGGGGCAUUGUCAACGGCGUCCAAGACUGCGGUGUGCCGGCGGAAGACAUUUGUGUCAAGAUUGUGAAUCCGGAGACUCGCAAAGAGAGUUUUGAAGGUGAAGAAGGCGAAGUUUGGCUGGACUCGCCAUCAAAGGCUGCUGGAUACUGGGGCAAGGCAAAGCUCUCAGAGGAAGUCUUCCGUGCCAAGAUUCCGGGGUGCGAGAGAAGUUUUCUUCGCACAGGCGACCUAGGGUUUAUGAGGAAGGGGAGACUUUUCAUUUCUUGCCGGAUCAAGAACUUGAUCAUCGUGGCUGGCAAGAACUUCUUUCCGCAGGACAUCGAGCAAACAGCGCAAGAGGCAGGGCGGCCCCACGUGCGACCAGGGCAGGUGGUGGCGACCAGCAAUGCCAAAGUGACUAAGGACGAGCAGCUGCUCGUCGCGGUUGAGGUGCGGGACAGGUCCGAGUAUCCAUCGGACUUGGCACAUCAGCUCCGCAAGAGCAUUGAGUCGGCUCACGGCUUGCCAGUCUGGGGUCUCGUGCUUCUGGCGCCCCGGUCAUUGCCCAAGACAACCUCAGGCAAGCUCAUGCACGUUCAGGUGGGGAAGUCCUGGGAAGCUUCGCGUUUCCCGGGCGAGCUCGAGAAGCACCUGUGGGGCCUGAGAAAGGCACCAGAUAUCCAAUGGGCGAAGACGCGAGUGGAACGGGUGCAGCAGCUGCAGGAUUGGGUGCAGUUUGACUUGGGCGCAACCCCGGACAGCGAGCUAUCAGAGCUUGGUCUCAGCUCUCUGGGCUUGGCGCAAUUUCACGGGCGCCUGCUGGACACCUUGCGCCAGGACGCUGGGGAGCUUGGCGGGCUUGCCGACGAUGCUACAUGGAGCGAAGAUUUGCAAUGCUACAUGCGCCGCAGUGUGGGCGAAACAUCUUUGGGACUCUCGCAUCUUUGUACGAUGGGGACACUGCGUGCAAUUGUGGUGGCUGCAGAGGCGGCUAAGUUCCCAGGUGACCCGAAAAUCGCAUCAGCUGGACCAAAGCCACAAGGUAGCAAUCGCCGACAGUUUGUGGCCAGUCUGCCGCUUCUUGAGGAGCAGGCGGUGCCUGCAUGGGCAGUUUGGAUUUGGAAGACAGUUGGCGUGCUGAUGCCUGUGGUUCUGGUGGCUAUUCCCAUGUUCCUGAUCAUUGCUUGCUUGGAGAAGCUGCACAGUACCAUGGGCCAUAAGGCAGUUCUUGCUUGCGCGCCCUUUCUGGUGGCAGCUUUGAUGGCCUGGUUGCUCAUCGAGAUCGCCCUGCUUCGCUUAGCACUCUUUCCGCAAAGGGUGGAACCCGGCCGCUACAUGCUGAACCGCUCAAUGCAUUUGCGAUUUUGGAUGCUGGACGUUUCUCUUACCUUCCUUCGCCGAUUUGGGGGCAUAUACCACGGAACCCCAGUGCACAACUGUCUUUUGAGAGCCUUGGGGGCUAACAUUGGCUAUGGCGCCAUGCUGUCGUUUGAGCCCAGGGCUUCACUUCAACUCUUGCAGGUUGGAAGCGGAUGCACGGUGAAGGGUCAUGUCCAAUGCCAUAUCUUUAUGGAUGGCGAGCUUGUUCUUGCGCCAGUGGAGCUUGCGGAGGGUGUGCAGGUGAAGACUGCAUGUGCCCUGGAGCCAGGCGUGUUCAUGGGCAGAGGCGCUAGUCUGCGACCUAUGUCUGUGCUUCCGCUGGGUUGGAGUGUGCCCGCUGGGCUUGUGUGCGGUGGAGUUCCGGCAGUUGCGUUGGACAAGGCCGAGAGCACGUGGGAGGAGAGCCAGGCAUGCGUUGACUGGCUGAAGCUGACAUACGUGCUUCUGAUGCAUCCAUAUGUGUUUGUGGCACUUUUGUACCUUGCCCUCCUCGUAUGGAUCGCUGUUUGGAGAGCGCUGGGUGCGGGACUUGGUGUCCAGGGCCUCUUCGCCUUGAUGCUGGGUGUGGUCCCAGCAUUUUGGUUCGCCGGCUCUGUGGCUUUGGGCCUGUUCGUUCUGUUCAGGUGGGUGCUGGUGGGCAAGAUUCGGCCAGGACAGAUGCCAGCGAUGCAGUACAGCAACUUCCGGUGGCUCAAUUUUAUGCUUUCCAGCUCAUUCCCUAUUUGGAUACAGUCGUUACCUGCGUGGGUGGUGCGGAUAGCCGCGUUCUGCAACGGUUCUUCCAUAGCCAUGGACACGGAACUUCGCGGCGAGUUUGCAGAGAAGACCCUUCAAGCAGGAACUCUGGUCUCCAUGGGCAGCAGCUUUUUCGGGGGCUUCACAGACUUUCAAUUCGAAGGUCCAGGUCAGGAGUUCUUUGCGAUGCACUUCAAAGAUGGCGCCUACGUCGGGGCGGGAGGAUAUGUGGACUAUGGCUGUUCCUUGGGUGAAGAGGCUGCCGUUGGCGCCAUGAGCUAUGUGGAUCAGUCGCAGUUACAAGCGCGGAAGACCUAUGUUGGGAAUCCCGGCGUGCCAGUCAGUUCUGGCGGCACGUUUCGACCAGAGGAAGCGAUUCUCCGACUGCUCAACUGGGCUGGUCAGGAGGUUUUGUUGAAGACCCUGGUGCGGGCCAUCGCCUUGCAGCCUAUGGCCUUUGUCUUUGUGCUUCUGUUGUGGGCAAAUUUGACACAAUCCAGCGCGAACACUGGCGCGGGGAUCGCGCUGGAAUGGCCUUUGUUCGUACUUCGCGUUUGCGUUUUGGGUUUCGCCAGUGCCCUGCUGGCGGCAGUCCUGUGCAUCUGCUGGUGCUGGAUAGCCAUCGGGUGCCUCAGAGUGCUUUCAACUGAUUGGCCGCAGCUGGUGAUGAAGCCUGGCACGGCGCAGUUCAACAUUUGGUAUUUCCAGCAGGAGACGAUGCUGCUCUUUCGCAUGUGGCUCGUUUAUCUUGCAGACUCUCCCUGGUAUGUCCUGUUUCUGCGCUUGCUGGGGGCAGAAGUGGACAGUUCUGUGCAUUUGGACUUAUCUGUUUGGUGCUACGAGCCGUGGCUUUUACGCCUGAGCGGUCAGCUCGCAGGUGUCAUUGUCCCCCACUCAGUGAACGUGGACGGCACUGUGACCCUGCGGCCGAUAGAGAUUGGCAAAGGAGCCACGUUGCUUCACCAGGCCAUGGUCCACGGUGGCACGCGCAUCCCACCCCGAUGCAUUUUGGGUUCUUUUAGCAGGCCAUUGCAAGGCCAAGCCUUGCAGUCAGCCGAGUAUAAUGGCACGCCAGUACAGGCUGCGUAA
Messenger RNA from Effrenium voratum, 4623 nucleotides. The record is from the annotation of a GenBank genome assembly. Lineage: Eukaryota; Dinophyceae; Suessiales; Symbiodiniaceae.